Molecule: messenger RNA, 4210 nt
Organism: Varanus komodoensis (Komodo dragon)
Lineage: Eukaryota; Metazoa; Chordata; Lepidosauria; Squamata; Varanidae
Gene: MAPRE2
Product: microtubule associated protein RP/EB family member 2
Exons: 7
Coding region: 278-1258 (326 amino acids)
Biological process (GO): regulation of microtubule polymerization or depolymerization; protein localization to microtubule plus-end; spindle assembly
Cellular component (GO): spindle midzone; microtubule plus-end; microtubule organizing center
Molecular function (GO): microtubule plus-end binding
Source: RefSeq, a predicted model, not a curated record
UGCUCAGGCCCUGUGUGAAUUGAGGAGAUCUGAUGAGUUAGCUGGUUGCUAUGGCGAGGAGCCGUGUCACGUGGCCCUGGAGCUGCUCCCGGCGCUUUGACGUCACCGGCAAGCGAGGAAAGGGGAGGGGUGGCGGCGGCGCGGAGGAGAGCCGAGCCGAGCCGAGCGCGACAGAAUCUGUAGCGAGCGAGCCGAGGGAGCGACGAGCCCGCCCAGCUCCUCCACACUCUCUGCACCCUCACCCGCGUUAGGGCUGCUUGCCUUUGGGAGCGCUCCAAUGCCUGGACCUACCCAAGCGCUGUCCCCAAAUGGAGAGAACAACAACGACAUCAUCCAGGAUAACGGCACCACCAUCAUCCCUUUCAGGAAACACACGGUGCGAGGAGAGCGCUCGUACAGUUGGGGAAUGGCGGUCAACGUGUAUUCUACCUCUAUAACCCAAGAGACUAUGAGCAGACAUGAUAUCAUUGCAUGGGUGAAUGACAUAGUAGCUUUAAACUACACAAAAGUUGAACAACUGUGUUCAGGGGCAGCUUAUUGCCAGUUCAUGGAUAUGUUGUUUCCAGGAUGUAUUAGCUUGAAAAAAGUAAAAUUUCAAGCAAAGCUGGAGCAUGAAUACAUCCAUAAUUUCAAACUUCUACAAGCAUCAUUUAAAAGAAUGAAUGUGGAUAAGGUGAUUCCAGUGGAGAAGUUAGUAAAGGGGCGCUUCCAAGACAACCUGGAUUUCAUACAGUGGUUUAAGAAAUUCUUUGAUGCCAACUAUGAUGGAAAAGAGUAUGAUCCAGUGGAGGCUCGGCAAGGCCAAGAUGCUAUUCCACCACCUGAUCCUGGAGAACAAAUCUUUAAUUUGCCCAAAAAAUCACAUCAUGCAAACUCCCCUACAGCAGGUGCUGCCAAAUCCAGUCCAGCUUCAAAACCAGGCUCAACACCAUCUCGCCCAUCAUCAGCAAAAAAAACACCUCCAAGCAGCUCAGCAUCUAAGUCUGAUAAAGAUUUGGAGACACAGGUCAUACAGCUCAGUGAACAGGUACAUUCAUUAAAACUUGCACUCGAAGGUGUGGAGAAGGAAAGGGAUUUCUAUUUUGGAAAGUUAAGGGAAAUCGAGCUUCUCUGUCAAGAACAUGGGCAGGAAAAUAAUGACCUUGUCCAGCGGUUAAUGGAAGUUCUCUAUGCUUCAGAAGAACAUGAGAGCCACACAGAAGAACAUGAAGGUGAAGAACAGGUUCAUGAACAGCCCCAGCAGCAGGAAGAAUACUGAUUGUCUGGCACUCUUUUAAUGUUAUGUGGGAACUUUCUUCUGAAGAAGGAACGUGUGUGGCCUCAGACUUGAAACCAAUCACUCUCAGUCUGCCAUUAACAUAAAUGUACCAUAGUGAGUGUCAGCCAGCUGCUGCAUUCUGUACCCAUCCUUUGCCAAGAUGUGUUUGCAGAAGUCUUCUUAUCAGGGUAUGCACCUGAGAAGGUCUCUGGGCUUUGUUCCCAAUUUCUGCCACUGCAACUUCACUAUUUGGCUGCUUGAGAUUUGUUCAGCUUUUUAAAUAUAUAUAUAUAUACAUAUAUAUAUAUAUAAUAUAUUUAUUUUUCCUUUUGUCUUAAGUAUGAUACAUUUGUAAUUUGUUCAAAACUAUUUAUAUGGGCAUCUCUUAUGAUAAAGUGCUAUUCUGUUUGCUUUCUCACAUGUCAUGGUAAUUUGAUCCACUUGGGCAUAAACUGGGUCAGUCUGUGUGAGGCAGGAAAAUCAACUGAAGUAAUAGCCAAAAUAUAUUUCUUCCCUUUCCUUAUGACACAUAAGGAAGCAAAUUUUUCCUAAUUAAGAAGAAAAGCAAAACACCAUGAACUAUAAUCCUCCCAAUGUUGUACACCAAAGCAUGUUAGAAAACUGCAGUCUUUUAUAUCUGGAAGAUGCAUAUAUACCUGUCUAACUCUUACACUGAGAGCUUUGUGACAUUGUCCCUGCUGCUAGAAAUGUUUUUCCUGUUUCAAUUCCAUAUUCAGUGUCUGUCAGUUAGGAGUCUAUAAAAGUCUUCACUACUAUAUUGGUACCUUCCCAUGUCACUUGGACUUAGACUACUUAAGGAAAUGGAGAUUAUGAGGAUUUGCCAUUUUCCUUUUGUGAAUGUGGUGGAUAAACACAUUUUUAUUGUAGGAUUGGGCAUGCCAAAAUAUUUACAAGCACAAUCAUACAUAGUUUUCUUUUCCCAAAGUCAUUCUAUACAUCCAUCUUUGAAAUGUAUUGUUCAGUGAUGACCUUUCCACACAGAUGCUAAUGCCAGUUUUCAAGCAUGCUCGGUCAUAAAGAUACAUUAACACAAUAUAAGAGCAGAUCUUUUGUCUAUCUGUCUGACUACUGAAUGAAUUGGCAAGGCACAGAAGCAAAUUGUUUGCUUUGAGAAACAUUUAUUGCCACCUGUUUUAAUAUUACCCUUCUUGCUGAACUUGCACUUAGAUGAUGAGAUUUUAUAAUAGAGCUAUAGCAAAUCUUUACAUUCCUAAUUUCUUAAACUAAAAUUGCAUACUUUCUUGGUCUAGUUAUAACUGUUGUUGGUUUUGGGGAGGAUGGUCAUUCUUUUUCCCCAGUGGUUUUCCCAGUUUGCUGUUUCACUCCUGAAUUUUGGCUGCUUAUCUGACUAGGCAAGUACACUGACAGGAAUCUAAUAAAAAAUAAGAACAGUAGCCGUUACUGAAGGUCGCGGCUACGGAAGGCUUCCAUACAGCCUUGCAAACAAAGCUAUUUCAUCAAGAGUUAGCGGUGAUUUCCUACUUUCAUGUACACAUACAAGAUUCCCUUGCAUCUUUAAAGAAAUUGUCUAUUCUUGUAGAAGCCUCCUGCAAAAGAGUGACCCUUAUUUAGUGGCAGCUCAGGUAGUGUUUAUAGUUAAUUCUUUUAAAUGUUCAAACUUUUUUAUUUUGUUAUUUUCUUAACUCACUUAGCUCAACAAAAUUAUAGCCAGGUGGAAAUUGUUUACAUAGCUUACCCCUAUCAUAUACCACCUCAUUACUGUGAAAAUCAAAAUAACUUGACCAUAGGUAGUUAACUUCUUGUAUAUUGAUAACAGAAGUGAUUUGGCUUCAUAUAAAGGCUUUAUGCAUAAAAAAUUACAAAACACAGUUGCUUUCAGAAGGAUUAGUAUCAUGUCAUGAUACAGCAGAGAAAGAAGGUGUAGUUGGUUUUAAAAUUACCAUGAUGAUUAUUACUAGUUACACUGUCUCCAAUAUGCCCACUGCAAUCACAGGGAAUGUCCAAUAGUUAAAAAAAAUAUGAACCAGCCUUUAAGCACCGCUUCAUCACCACUGAUUGUAUUUGUGUUUCUUUUUCCUCUUGUGCAGAUCUUCAGAACACUUCCUUUGAAAGCGCUUUCUGGGCGUCUUUGUUCUUAGAUAGUUCCCAUUAAAGCUUCUUUGCCCCUUGGUCCUGUCACUUCAAAGUGUGUGUGCUAGUGUGAGUGAAGGGAGGGUUAUAUAUCGUAGUUUCCAUCUGUUCUUUUUGCAUAACUAAUUUGUGCAUUGGUUUCCCUCAACCAUUUUUUUGUUCUGUUGGGAGAAAGGAAGUGGCUGGCCUAGGAGAUUGGAAGAUGAGAAAGCAAAGAAGGGUGUGCAUGUGCAAAGCAGAAGUAGGCAACUUGUGGCCCUCCAGAUACUUUGCCCUACAACUCCUGAGAUCCUGUAUAAUAAUGAGCCGACCUGAAAUCUUGUGUAAUGGGAUGGCAUACAAAAGCUUUUAAUAAAUAAUAACUCCCAUGAUUUCUCACCAUUGGCUAUGGUGGCUAGGGCUGAUGGAAGUUGUAGAUCAGAACAUCUGGAGGGCUACAAGUUGUUCAUCCCAGUGUAAAUCCUAAUCUGCUAGUUGUGCUGAGGGGAGUGAGAGACUCUGGAAAGGGAGAGAAGAUUCCCCCUCCACUCUAUGGUGAGUAACCCUGUUAUUCCGUUACAGUUUUAAUAUGCAUCUGUAAUUACUUUUACUAAAUAGCACACCAUAAAGCUUUGGUUAUAUAUUAAAUGUAAACUGAAAGGAAUGUAAACAUAUGUAUUGUUAAUUAUAAAUAGAUAAGUAAUGACAUAAUAGAUGCAAAAGGUCUUAUUCAGCUGUAUUAAUCAUUUUGCGUUACCCACCAGUUGUCGCAUGAUAGACUCUUUUUUGUCUCUGAAUAUGUGAAUAACUUGACUUGCGUUUAUCUUUUUACUUAUUUAAUAAAAAAAGUAUAUGUUACAA